AUGGACUCUCUAAACCGCAUCAUCAGCCCUGACCCAGAACCCUCCAACAAACGACCCAACAAUGAUACCGCCGAGAAGCCCAAGCCCAAGAAGCAUCGCCGCGGCCGCCAUGAGCCAGAGCCAGACUGGUCUGCCCAGAUGCGCGAGAAGGUUGCCAAAUCUUCAAACCGAGUCGGGCACGCUUGUGAUCGUUGCAAGCUCAAGAAAAUGAGGUGCACACCCGACGUGAAUGGCUGUGGCUGCUGCAUCGUCCUCAACCUUCCCUGCAAAGUUACGGACCGUGUUACCGGUGAGACCUUCGUACGUGGCGCUGCCGGGAAGAUGUACCAGGAGAUCGACAAGCUACAACAAGAGAGUAUCGAUCAGAAGAUGCAGAUUGCGAUUUGGCAGCAUAAAUGUGCGCUGCUUGAGCAGAUGGUGGAAAAUCUUCAAGAACGUACGAACACCCCUGUCAGUGAUGACUUCGGUACCUUCGAGGUAGGCUACAUUUGA
Messenger RNA from Penicillium brevicompactum, 492 nucleotides. Its product is annotated as Zn(II)2Cys6 transcription factor domain-containing protein. The transcript has 2 exons. NCBI's taxonomy places the organism in Eukaryota, Fungi, Ascomycota, Eurotiomycetes, Eurotiales, Aspergillaceae. The coding region runs from base 1 to 492 and encodes 163 amino acids. Gene Ontology annotation, biological process: regulation of DNA-templated transcription. The record is from RefSeq and is a predicted model, not a curated record. Gene Ontology annotation, molecular function: DNA-binding transcription factor activity, RNA polymerase II-specific; zinc ion binding.